Molecule: messenger RNA, 726 nt
Organism: Sciurus carolinensis (gray squirrel)
Lineage: Eukaryota; Metazoa; Chordata; Mammalia; Rodentia; Sciuridae
Gene: Cby3
Product: chibby family member 3
Exons: 2
Coding region: 1-726 (241 amino acids)
Source: RefSeq, a predicted model, not a curated record
AUGACCCCUUCCAGAUGCAACUCAGAGAACAGGGCUCUAGACCUUCAUGUACAUGUCUGUACCCAGGGCCUGACACCCAAGAGUGGCCUUCGGGGGGAAAUGGUUUCUGUGAGCCUAGACCUAGUGCAAUUGUACAAGGAUGGGCUCUUCAGUGACCCACAACUGGCCCGCCCACCCCUCGCUCUGGCUGCCUUCGAGUGCCUGGCUAGGAGCCAUACCAGCAGCUUUUGGGAGCUGCUGCGGCAAUUCUGGGCCGACCAUUUCUCGCGGCGCUUCUCACCACGGCGGCCGCCGCUGCGCCACAUCUCCUCCAUGUCCACCUUCUAUCUGCUGGACCACCGGACGCGCCAGGCGGAGUUGGGCCUCAGCUACGGUGAGCCGCGCACUCGCCUCAACAACGAGGCUUUCGUGUUCCGCAGCGGCCGGUGGACAGCGGAGGGCCAGCAGGCGCGGUCACGGCCGCGGCAGUCCUCGCCGACCAUCUCGGGUUGGAAACCGCAAGUACAGCGAGUCAAAACCCAGAUGCUAUUGGAGGAGAACAACUACCUGAAGCUGCAGCAAGAACUACUCAUGGACAUGCUGACUGAGACCACGGCGCGCAUGCACCUGCUAGAAAAGCUCAACCCCGAGAAGAGUCAGGCGCGCGCCUGGCAGAGGAAGAUGCGCAAGCGUGAAGCCACCGGCGGCGUGCUCAUGAUCGAGCCGCGCGCUUCGGAGUCCCGGUGA